GGUGACGUGAGGAACGAAGGGGCAAGGGUGCCGUACGACUCGCAAACGAACCAAGUCGCAGAAAUGUACGCUGUCGAGCUAGCGCACAGGAAGACCCCGCCGCAUGCCCCCAUGCACAUUGUUAGCGACUCGAAAUACGUGGUUGAUGGACUGACAAAACACCUACCGCUAUGGGAAAGGCAGGGAUGGCUGGGCGUUGCAAAUGCGGAUGUCAUACGAAACCUGGUCGGACUCCUACGCACGCGUAGUGCGCCUACGACCUUUAAAUGGGUUAAAGGCCAUGCGCGGGUGCAUGGGAAUGAAGAAGCGGACCGACUGGCCGGACAAGGUGCAAACCUAGCCCGGCCGCACCUCCCCAUGUACCCCCCGGCGCCGGAGAGGUACAUAGUCCGUGGAGCGUCGAUGCUCUAUCUCACCCAGAAGGCCGCGUACCUUGGCAUUCGGCGCUGGAAUGGGCUGCCGCCGCGCCCGUCGACCGAACGUAACGUCCAUGAGAUAUGUCGCUCGAUGCUACGCGAUACUGGCGCCGAACCGACCGAAAGCGCGAUAUGGACCCUCCUGCGUAAAGACCCUGUAUCUCGAAAGGCGCGUGACUUCAUAUGGCGAGCCAUCCACAAAGGGCUCCGUGUUGGAAGCUUCUGGAGCAACAUACCUGGCUAUGAGGCCCGGGCCCGCUGCCCAGGAUGCCAGACGACUGAAUCCAUGCAGCACAUCCUGUGCGAGUGCGUCUUGCCCGGACAGGACACUGCAUGGGCGAUGGCCAGGGGACUUCUUGAGAAGAAAGGCGUGAAGCUGCCGAGGAUUACCCUGGGCAUAGCGCUCGGCGCCCACACUUACUCUGUGCGCAAUAACCUGAACGAACCGCUGCAUGGCCCCACCAGACUGGCCCGCCUCAUCCUGACUGAGACUGCGUACCUGAUCUGGGUCCUUAGAUGUGAACGUGUUGUUGGCGACCGUGCCCCCCUCCAGGAUAGACUGGAGCGUAGGUAUGUUGAGCAACGAUGGAUGCAAGUCGUAGCGAAGCGCUUCUCCCUAGACCGCGCUCUCACUAGCAAAAGAACAGCGGGUAAGCAAGCGAUUCCAGCACCAACAGUCAUAGCAACAUGGUCCGGAACACUGCAAGAUGAGCAAGCCCUGCCAAAUGACUGGAUACUCACUCCGGAGGUUUUAGUGGGUAAGCCGCUGUGCCUGUACGAUGCUGAUCCGGGGUAA
Molecule: messenger RNA, 1212 nt
Organism: Trametes versicolor FP-101664 SS1
Lineage: Eukaryota; Fungi; Basidiomycota; Agaricomycetes; Polyporales; Polyporaceae
Product: RnaseH-domain-containing protein
Exons: 1
Biological process (GO): DNA replication, removal of RNA primer
Molecular function (GO): nucleic acid binding; RNA-DNA hybrid ribonuclease activity
Source: RefSeq, a predicted model, not a curated record